Rhodamnia argentea is the source of this 1522-nucleotide messenger RNA. Its product is annotated as MATH domain and coiled-coil domain-containing protein At3g58340-like. NCBI's taxonomy places the organism in Eukaryota, Viridiplantae, Streptophyta, Magnoliopsida, Myrtales, Myrtaceae. The coding region runs from base 168 to 1280 and encodes 370 amino acids. Gene Ontology annotation, molecular function: protein binding. The record is from RefSeq and is a predicted model, not a curated record. The transcript has 4 exons.
AGGAAGUUUUCUCCUUUUCUUCUUUCUAUAGAAGCCCGAUCGCCCGAGACUUCCGACGUACCAUCUCCUCCAGGUCGAAGAGUCAACAACAUUCGGCACAAGUACCGAGGUAAAGUACCUCAGCAAUUUUCCCAACUCCGUUGAUCGUGCGCGAAGCGAGCAGCCAAAUGGAUGCACGGAAUGAUGUGAAUGGGGGAGAAUUCAGCUGGACAAUCGGCGGCUUCACUAGGAAUGCCCGGAGGCUUGACUCUGUUGCAUUCACGGUUUCUGGUUGUAAAUGGAGAAUUCUGGUAUUCCCCAAGGGGAACAGCACGGACCAUUUGUCGAUUUUCCUCGAUGUUGCUGAUUCCGCAACGUUGCCGAACGGGUGCACCGGAGAUGCCAAGUUUGGCUUGAGUGUGAUCGAUCAAAUCAAUAAUGUUCGCUCUAUUACAAAGGGGACGCAGUAUGUUUUCACUGCGAGACAGAGUAACUGGGGUUACAAACAUUUCAUUCCAUUGACUGAGCUUCACAAUAGUACUGGGGGAUAUCUAGCAAAUGACACUUUGGUGAUUAAAGCCGAAGUUUGCGUACAAGCAGUUACUCCUCUGGUGAACAUUCAUCCAGCUGGACCAACUGAUAAGUUUGACUCCUAUUUUACUAGUCUAAAGGGACUUAUCAAUGCUGCUGAGACUGAUGGUGUUAGUGAAGGAUCAAGUUCAUGCCACCAAGAUGGUGCUUUGACAGUCGAAAUUCCUAGCUUAGAAGAAAUUGAGGAGGCUAAGCAUUCUUUGAAGGAAUGUCUUUCAGAUCUCUUUAAGUUGAAUAUGAAGGAGAGACUAUUUGAGGCACUAUCAACUUUAAGCACAGCCAGAACUAGAUUAUCGUUGGAGCAAGAAAUAGCCGUUGAGACAUUUCAGGCCAAUUUCAACGAUUUCACUUCCGAUUUCUUAACAUUUGAACAGGACAAUGCUGAGUUUGAGCUACAUAAACUACAAAGGGAUGAAAAAUUCUCUACUAUGAAGAAGAGCCAAGAGACUCACAUCUUUUAUAAGCAAUUAAUGGACGACCUCGCAGAUGACGAGGAAGAGCUCAAGAGAAAGAUGGAUGAAGUGAAGUCUAGGAGAGAGAAGCUUCUCUCGGACUGGGAGAUCUUGCUAGUUGAGUCCGAAGAAGCGAAGUUGGGCUAUAAGGAUGAGCAGAAGAAAGUAGUAGAGGCUGAGGAAAAAAAGAGAAUAGCCGAGGAAAGAAUGUCUAGAUCAACUUCUGCUUGGUCAAAUUUGAAGGCUCAAUUCUGUUAAUACCUUAAAGGUUUCAAAUAGGCUAUGAAGCAAGUGUUCACUUAUAGUUGAAAGCUGCGUUUUAGCUUGACUAUUGGUUGGCCAAUUUUCAGCAGGACAAUUGCUUAGAGGGGCUUAUGCGGUUGAUCCUACAUCAUGUUAAUUUAGUCAGCAUGUGAGUGAAAAAUAUCAUACAGUCAGUGUUUGAGUUUGGAAUGAAAUAAAACCAGGAUACUGUCCAAUGGUUAGAAGUGUUCAUACAA